AUGCCAUCCCCUCUGGAAGAUGCAUGCGCAUCAACCGGGGUAUCCCCAGCCACAAUCCGCGAAGCGUCCGAAAGAAUCCGCCCCCAUGCCCACGUAACCCCAAUCCUAACGAGCUCCCUCAUCGAUGCCUGGUUGUGCGGCAGCUCUCCCGCAUUAACAAAUUUCUUUUUCAAGGCAGAAUGCUUCCAAAAAACCGGCUCCUUCAAAUUCCGCGGGGCACUCAACGCGGUUGGCCAACUGCAACAAUCCACAUCCACGCGCGGCAAGCCCGUUGUCACCCACUCGUCAGGUAACCAUGCGCAGGCCCUCAGUGCCGCUGCUCAGGUGUAUGGUGUAGCCGCCCACGUCGUCAUCCCGCAGGACGCCAUUCCUGUGAAAUCUGAGGCGGCGCGUGCAUACGGAGGAACCAUCCAUGAAUGUGCCCCUGGCAUGGAUUCACGGAGGAGUGCGGCGGAGAAAGUGCUGCAUGACACUGGUGGUAUCCUUGUUCACCCAUUCCUGGACCCGAACGUCGUAUCAGGACAAGGCACAAUUGGAAUCGAAUUGAUACAGCAGGUCAAGGACCUCAACGCCAUUGUUGUGCCUGUAGGUGGUGGCGGGCUCAUAUCUGGGAUUACAAUUGCUGUGAAGAGUGCUUGUCCUCAUGUCAAGAUAAUUGGAGCCGAAGCAGCGUUGUCAAACGCCGCGUCAAGGAGUCUUGCAGCUGGAAAGCGCAUAGAGUUUUACAAUCCAUCCACUAUCGCUGACGGGAUAAGGGCCGGUAUAGGUGAGCUCGGUUGGGAAGUCCUCGGGAGAAUGGUAGAAGAGGUCGUAUCUGUACAGGAGCCAGAGAUUGAAGAUACCAUGAAGACUUUUAUGGAGCGCAUGAAAGUCGUGAUUGAGCCCAGUGCUGCUGUUGCUGUUGCGGCUUGUAAGACAAAGCAGUUCCGAGAGAGAGGAUUUCGGAGGGUUGCUGUGGUGUUAUGCGGCGGGAACGUGGACUUGCAGGCUCUGCCAUGGAAUUGCAGGCGGUGACGCCUGAUGAUUGGAAUCUAUUCUUCGAAGAAGGCAUAUAUAUAUACUGAGGAUUUUUCCUUUGUCUCCCACACUGGUUGGCUGUCUAAAGUUUUGCUGUUCUGGACCCGUUUUU
Molecule: messenger RNA, 1129 nt
Organism: Chondrus crispus (carragheen)
Lineage: Eukaryota; Rhodophyta; Florideophyceae; Gigartinales; Gigartinaceae
Product: Serine racemase CcSR
Exons: 2
Coding region: 1-1014 (337 amino acids)
Biological process (GO): pyruvate biosynthetic process; D-serine biosynthetic process; L-serine metabolic process
Molecular function (GO): threonine racemase activity; L-serine ammonia-lyase activity; pyridoxal phosphate binding
Source: RefSeq, a predicted model, not a curated record